Molecule: messenger RNA, 1584 nt
Organism: Drosophila arizonae
Lineage: Eukaryota; Metazoa; Arthropoda; Insecta; Diptera; Drosophilidae
Gene: Nle
Product: notchless protein homolog 1
Biological process (GO): ribosomal large subunit assembly; Notch signaling pathway
Cellular component (GO): nucleolus
Molecular function (GO): protein binding
Source: RefSeq, a predicted model, not a curated record
UGUUGUUUUGAUUCGUUCGCGCUGCUUCGACAUUCCACAUCGCAAAAUGUUGGCCAAAAAGCAGAAAAUGGAAGAUCAAACCGAGCAGAUGCUAACCACGCCGCACACACUGCAAGCACGCCUCAUAUCCGACACAGGCGAGGAAGCGGGUCCACCCAUAGAUCUGCCGUCGGGCAUCACAACACAGCAACUGGGGCUCAUCUGCAAUGCAUUGCUCAAGAAUGAGGAGGCGACGCCUUAUCUGUUCUUCGUUGGCGAGGAUGAGAUCAAGAAGUCACUGGAGGAGACAAUAGACCUAAGCACAGUGGACACGGAAAAUGUGAUCGAUAUAGUCUAUCAGCCACAGGCAGUUUUCAAGGUUCGGCCUGUGACGCGUUGCACCAGCUCUAUGCCAGGCCAUGCAGAGGCGAUUGUGUCACUGCACUUUAGCCCCAAUGGAGCCCACUUGGCCAGUGGCAGUGGCGACACUACAGUGCGCCUAUGGGAUCUCAAUACAGAGACACCGCACUACACUUGCAGUGGACACAAGCAGUGGGUGCUGUGCGUCGCCUGGGCGCCGGAUGGCAAGCGUCUGGCGAGCGCCUGUAAGGCAGGAAAAAUUAUUAUUUGGGAUCCAGAGACAGGUCACCAGGUGGGCCGCACACUCAGCGGACACAAGAAGCACAUCAAUUGCCUCAGCUGGGAGCCCUAUCAUAAGAAUCCAGAAUGCCGCAAGCUUGCCUCGGCAAGUAGCGACGGUGACUGCCGCAUCUGGGAUACCAAGCUGGGACAGUGUCUGCUCAACAUUGCGGGGCACACGAACGCAGUGACAGCUGUGCGCUGGGGUGGAGCUGGCUUAAUCUAUACCUCAUCCAAGGAUCGCACCAUCAAGAUGUGGCGUGCCGAUGAUGGCGUGCUCUGCCGCACCUUCACUGGCCAUGCGCAUUGGGUAAACAACAUUGCGCUGAGCACAGACUACGUUCUACGCACUGGACCCUUUCAGCCGGUCAAGGAUCGCCAAAUGGCACAGAUCAAGCAGGAUGCUGAGGAGCUACGCGCAGCCGCUUUAAAACGCUACCAAGCCGUUUGCCCGGAUGAUGUUGAGUCGCUAGUCUCCUGCUCCGACGACAACACCUUAUACUUGUGGCGCAACAAUCAGAACAAGUGCGUGGAACGCAUGACUGGCCACCAGAAUGUGGUGAACGAUGUCAAGUAUUCACCGGAUGUCAAACUGAUCGCCUCCGCAUCCUUCGACAAAUCCGUGCGUCUAUGGCGCGCCCACGAUGGCCAGUUUAUAGCCACAUUCCGUGGCCAUGUGCAGGCUGUGUACACGCUGGCCUGGUCGGCGGAUUCGCGUCUGAUUGUGUCCGGCAGCAAGGACUCUACGCUGAAGGUUUGGAGCGUGCAGAGCAAGAAGCUGGCACAGGAGCUGCCCGGCCAUGCGGACGAAGUUUUCGGCGUGGACUGGGCACCCGAUGGCUCGCGUGUCGCCUCCGGCGGCAAGGACAAGGUGAUCAAGCUAUGGGCCCAUUGACGCACUUUGCCAUGGAGCAUCGAUAUAAUCUUAUACAUGUAUUUAAACAAUAAAGUUAGAACCCCGAGUUC